AUGGGAUUUCUCCUGAUGCGGUUUUCUGAUGUAUGGGAACUACGGGUUUUGCAUGCUGUAUCCUUCUUUCUGAUGUAUUUGAUGACUCUCAUUGGGAAUUUUCUCAUUGUUAUUGUCACCACACUGGACAAGAGCCUUCAUACCCCCAUGUACUUUUUUCUCAGGAAUCUGUCCAUCUUGGAUGCAUGCUACAUUUCUGUAACGGUCCCAAAUUCAUGUGUCAACUUCCUGCUUGACAGCAAUGCCAUUUCAAAGUUAGGAUGUGUAGCUCAGGUCUUCCUCGUGGUGUUUUUUGUAUGUGUGGAGCUACUGUUCCUCACUAUCAUGGCCCAUGACCGCUACAUGGCCAUCUGCCAACCUCUGCACUACUCUGUGAUCAUGAAGCCUCGAGUCUGUGUUCAGAUGACAUUGGCUUCCAUCCUCAGUGGUCUUCUCUACUCAGGAUUCCACACAAGCUACACCUUCAGGCUGCCCUUCUGUCAUUCCAAAAUUAUUCAUCAGUUUUUCUGUGACAUUCCCUCUCUGCUGAAGCUCUCCUGCUCUAACACUUUCAGCAAUGAGAUGAUAAUCCUUGCCUCUAGUCUGGGGAUUGGUGGAGGCUGUUUCAUCUUCAUCAUCAAGUCUUAUAUUCACAUAUUUUCUACUGUGCUCAAGUUCCCAAGUGGAGCAGACAGAACAAAGGCUUUCUCCACCUGCAUUCCUCAUAUCCUUGUGGUGUCGAUUUUCCUCAGCUCAGGAUUCUACGUGUACCUAAGGCCAUCUGCAGUGUCUGCAACCAUCCAGGAUAUGGUGCUUUCCAUAUUUUAUUCCAUAAUUCCUCCACUCUUCAACCCCAUUAUCUAUAGCCUUAGAAAUCAACAAAUAAAAUGUGCUAUCAAAAAAAUCAUGCAAAAACUCUUUUAG
Orycteropus afer afer is the source of this 903-nucleotide messenger RNA. Its product is annotated as olfactory receptor 14C36-like. The transcript has a single exon. Gene Ontology annotation, molecular function: G protein-coupled receptor activity; olfactory receptor activity. Gene Ontology annotation, cellular component: membrane. The record is from RefSeq and is a predicted model, not a curated record. Gene Ontology annotation, biological process: G protein-coupled receptor signaling pathway. The coding region runs from base 1 to 903 and encodes 300 amino acids. NCBI's taxonomy places the organism in Eukaryota, Metazoa, Chordata, Mammalia, Tubulidentata, Orycteropodidae.